This is a messenger RNA of Hydractinia symbiolongicarpus, 10143 nucleotides long. Its product is annotated as zinc finger ZZ-type and EF-hand domain-containing protein 1-like. Lineage: Eukaryota; Metazoa; Cnidaria; Hydrozoa; Anthoathecata; Hydractiniidae. Gene Ontology annotation, molecular function: zinc ion binding; calcium ion binding. The transcript is spliced from 77 exons. The coding region runs from base 722 to 9541 and encodes 2939 amino acids. The record is from RefSeq and is a predicted model, not a curated record.
UAAUACAUUAACUGCUUUGUGUAAUAUCGGCAUGAAUGGUAUGAACUCAACACUAACCAUAAAAUAGGGAUUAGGUUGAUUUAUUAAAUAAUGAUUUAUUAAAUAAUGAUUUAUUAUAAAAGGAACAAAAUGUUUAAUAAUCUUUAAUUUAAUUAUAAUGAUAGCUAACUAUGUCUGUCUGCCUGCAUGUUUGUGACUUUUGCAAAAAAUUUGUUUGUCAAUAAAUUAGCUGGUUAUUGGUGCUAACACAUUGAUUUAACAUUAAUAUGAUAAUCAUGAUUAGCGAAGCCAUUGCAAUGCAUGUUCAAGUUCAAAGCUGAAUAACUUGGAAAUGGAUGGAAAUAACUGACACUAUCUCCUCCAUGGAUAACUAGGGCUGGGUCAACCCACCCAUUUUGAAAUAGACAGGUUUGUCAUUUUAUCCAAAAAAUCUUAAACCUAGAUAUCUCUGUGGUUGUUCAAAAAGACUUGAUCAGUAUUUUAAGAUCUACACAAUAGAGCCAACAGGGAAGAUGUUGUGGCUAACCCUGUGCAGCAGCAUCAUAGUAUUUUAACAAGGUGGCUUGAAGAAAGAAGAGCAAGAGGAGCUGAAACUGUUUCUUUGGCUCAAUUUAUUGAGGCAAUCACAAACAAGGGUAUCUCUAAAGAUGAUGCAAAAGAGAUAUUUCAACAGUUUGAUGCAACUGAUGAUGGUGUUAUCGAUUUGGAUUACUUGCAUGAGAUGCUGGAUCUUUCAAAUAGAUCUAUUUCUGGUUUCUCAGGGGUUCGAUCUGAUCUGCAAGCAGUUAACAAGUUAUUACAAGAUUGUGUGAUUGCUCCAGGCUUUAUUGAUGCCUUUACAACUGGUAAAACAAUUCAGAACAACCAUGGUCAGAAAAUCUUUAAGUUUUUAUCACAAAAUAGAGCAUUGAGCACAUCAAUGCCUCUACCAUCAUUACAAGGAUUUAUCACGUCAACAGAUAUGCGUCUGAAAGUUCUCAACACUCAUCUAUCUGCAUUAAAAGAGCGAGCAGACAGUAAAAAAAGAGAGCCACCUCUUCAAGCAGAUGAAAUUUUGAAACCAAUUAAUCGUUGUUUUACAUCAGUAGAAGUGUCUAGCAAUAGAAAUGAUGCUUCAAAGUUAAUUGAUAAUGAGAGUGGGACAUAUUGGCAAUCUGACGGUGCAGCUCGAUCACAUUGGGUUAGGCUUACAAUCCCGUCCAACGUAGUCAUUAAGCAACUGUCCAUGUAUGUUGUUUCGUCGGAUCAAAGCUACAUGCCUCAUCACGUUGUUGUGUAUGGUGGCCGAAACGAAUCAAACUUACGAGAACUCAAUGAUGUUCAUAUCCCCAAUCACAUCACUGGGGAUUUUACUUUAAUAGAAAACUUGAAAGUGCCUUUCGCAGUCAUACAGAUAUCGAUAAAGCGAUGUCAUAGUGAUGGAUGUGACACACGAAUACGACAGAUAAAAGCCGUAGGAUACAGGGUUGUAAAAUCAAAAGGUGUUAGUGUGAUGGACUCAACAGCAAUGUGGUACCUCUCUGUAUUGGCUUCAACUGCUCAAGCCACGUUACCAUUUGCACCACACCUACGUGAAACCAUUAUUGAACACACCAGGCUGUCACUGUCCCAUAUGGCACCGCUUUCACUGUCCUCGUCAUCAACUGAACGACCUGGUUUCUUAAGCAAUAAUGUCAUGGAACAGAUGGAGAACUUUUUGCACUCUAUUAUUUGCAUGGAGGGUGUACAACCACAUGCAGAUGAACUGAUAGUUCUGUUGGAAUUCGCUUUAACUCGUGGUGGUCUUGGAAGUAUAUUGGAUGUUCUAACACUUGUGUUAGAACAAAUAAACACUAACUUCAAAUGUGUUCCUUUAAUAAAUAAUCUGCUGGAAACAGAAGAAAAAGCCACACGUAAACAUGGUCAGAAGCUUUCAGUUGUUAUUCUGAGUUGUGAUGGUGGAUCCAAGGAUGCCAUGACUAACCCUUCGAAUGUCCUGUCAGAGAACUGGAAAACGGAUACUUAUCUAACAGCCACUGGCAAAACAAAAUGUAACAUGGCUUUUGGACUGAAGACAGGAAAUCUUAUCCAGUUAACGCGAGUUUUUAUGAAGUUAUCUAAAGGGGCAAUUGGACCAAAGUCUGGCUUGAUAUUCGUCUUUGAUUCCGAUAAUAUAAAGGAUGAGAGUGGUGAAACAUUAUUUCAACCUUUAGCGGAGUACGAUGAUUGGACUGAAAAUGACUUUAGACAACUUAAAGCAAGGACACCACACAAAGGUGAUUUGAAACCUACUGACCCAGUUGCGUUCUUUUCUGUGGAUAAAGAUUGGGCUGACGUGGAUGUUUGUGUAGACUACCUUAAGACAGGCAGCUGUGUGGCCAUCAAGUUUUUGGGUCCAAGACAGCCUUCAGCAGAAAGACUGGGGAUCAUUGGUAUCACUUUGUAUGGUUAUGAACAAAAUGAAGACAGUGUUUCUCUGCAAAAACAUUUGGAAUUUUGCCCUAGAGGUUUGCAAGACGAUAAAGAUGCCAUAGUUUCUGGUACAACACUGUUUUUGCAAACAUUGCAGUUUCUUCAGGUCAUGUGCAGAGAUGCGGCUCAAUUGAAAGGUUCAUCUUCAAAAGAUAGCAGUGUCCAGGAAAAGGAUACGACAGUUGAUGUUUCGGAUGUAAGCAUGGAACAAAUUUGGAACAUGCAUGGAUUAAUUUCUGCAAGUGAAAUGCCUGCUGAACAGUGUGGCAUUGCUUUGGAGUUGCUUUUGAGUUUAUUCCACAUAGCACUUCCGUGUCUACGACCUACAUCUCAAAAACAGCGCGAAAGUCGCAAAAUGUUGCUAAAGGGAAAGAGAUUGAAAGUUAAGGUGGAAAAAGAGGGAAAUGACUUUUCUUCAGAGGUUUUUAAAUCACUUUGUAACAUGGUCGAUCAAGUCACUACGCCAAAAGGAAUGCAUAGUUUAGCUAAAGCCAUUAUCCUGGAUGGAGCUGAAGUUUUUUUCCCAGACGCACAGUCAAGAAGAGCCCAUUUAUUGUCUCUAGUUGAUAAAGUUAUGGAAGAUGGAAAGGCUGUUUCCUUGUCAUAUACAUUUGAAUCCCUGUGUAGGUUUUUUAGUAAUAAAGAUGCCAGUGGACUGCUGGGCCUACCGGACAGCAUACCACAGGAAAGCUUUCAACCUGAGUCAGUGGUCCAUGUAAUGAAAACUUUAGUGUCUGUAGCUUACAGAGAAUGCACUUCACAAAUCAAAGAAGAAGUUAACUGUGAUAUGCCUUCAAAUUUGGUGUUGUUAUUGUGUGCAAUGCAAAAAAGUUUGCUAGCAUGGUGUCAGUUCCAAUGUUUGAACACCGAAGUGAAAGAUGUGGCAGUACAUAUACUUGUUCAAUAUAUCGACAUGAUUUGUGAUAAAUCCAAUGAGGCAUUGGGGUUGCUUGAGAAUUCAGAAGAAAAAGUAAAGCUUAUUGUUUUGUUAGAAUGUUCCUUCAUAUCAAUUGCAAUAAGACAGUUGGUUUUAUUCCUGAACUUAUUCUCCACCAUUGAUACUGACUGUAUUCCAUUACUGCGGCAUUUACAGCCCUUGGCGUUUAAACUUGGUAAAAUAUCUGCCGCACUACCGGAUAAGUUCUUGCAAGGUCAUACUUAUUCUCCUUCAUCGAAUCAAGAGAACACAAUACUAAGAGAAUGGGAAGUGGAAUCUGAACAUGAGUAUGAAAACAACAUGAAUAUUACCAAGGUUUUUAACUGUCCUGGAUGUACCAGCUUUUGUGUUGAGUUUGAUCCAAAAUGUCAAACGGAGAGACGCUAUGACUAUUUGGAGUUCACUGAUUCCUGUGGUCGUAAACGAAAGUUCGAUCGAAAUGUUGGGACAGAUAGUUGGCCAGCUGUUGUUAGUUUUGAAGGUCAGAGACUCCACUUCCUUUUUCAUUCAGAUGGAAGCAAUACUGAAUGGGGAUAUAAAUUCAAGGUUUCCGCACUAGGAAGCCCAGAUGUGGCAGUCAGUUGGAUAUUUGACCUUCAGUUAAAUAUUGCCAGAUGUUUUGGAAUUUUUUGCGGGAAUGCUUUGAACUUUAAAAAGGCUUUUGGUAUGAACCUAACAAAAUUUGAAGAGAAUGAAGACGAACGUGCUUUACUUCAUAGCGAGUUGUGGGGCUCCCUCUUUAGAGGUGGUUAUAUGGUUGGAAAAUUGGAACGAUCACUCUCUGGAUUUCAUGGAUGUAAUCCAUCUGAUUCCAGUGUUAACUCAUUCCUGUGCAGCAUGGCAGCUAGUGAGGAAGGUCCUAGCAAAGAGUUUCUGGCCAGGUGUCAGGUAUUACACGUUGGUCACAAAAUGGGUGGAGAAUUAUUUGAUGCGGCAGUUAAGGCCGUGUUUGCUUCCCUGUUGUGGCAUACUCAAGAGUUGCGAGACCAAAUUCCAAACUUUUUUGAUGAAAGUGCUUCUUCAAAAGACAUCCCACUCAGUAUCAUCAAUGCUUACAAUGCAGCAGAAAGUAUUAGAAGACCAUUACUUGAAUGCCGUCAAAAACUUCUUGUGCAAAAAGAAGAUGGUACAUCUGAGAACGCAAACAAACCUUGUGAUCCCGAUAGUCCAGUGACUUCUUGUCGUGAGAAAGCUCUCUUUUUGUUGAAAUUUGCUGGCUUGUCCAAGUUUAUGUCAAGGAAACAGUCUUGUCAUAAUCUUGAAAGGCGCGUAUCAACAUUAAACAGAGCCUCGCGUAUAACUCGACAAGAUAGUUACAAUGAGAAGCGAAGUAGUCACAACUAUGACGAGCAAACAGAGAAAUAUCCAUCAUUUCAACUUAUACUAGAUUUUAUCCUCAAUGAUUCAUUAUCACAUAAAAAAAUACAUGAACUAUUGCAGCAUCGACGGAAAUAUGCAAAAGCUGUGGAAAAUGUUUACACCUACGCAUCUGAAUAUAUCACAUACAUGACCGAGAAUGAGCUAUUGCAGAUACCAUGUAUCCUGUUCUUGCAAAGCAUGCUGGUAUCACAAGAUCAAUUUCCACCACAUUACGGUGACUAUCUCAACGGUUGUGGUUUGGAGUUAGAGAAUCGUGUAAGAAGAGCAUUCUAUGCCUUCAUUAGAAAGUUGUGCGAAUUACUUAGUGCAAAUAUGAGCAGUCAAAAAAGCUGUGUGACAUCACCAAUGUAUCUAUGCACACAAGCCUAUUUACUUCACUUUUUGGAUGUGGAAUGGAAAACAUAUGAUUACCAUUUUGUUUCUGAGCUCAACCUCCCAUACCUACUUAUUCACAGUGUAAAAGGUGCUUAUUUAACUCACAACGAGGAUGACGAGGAAGCUGAGCUAAAGAUGUAUGAAAGACAUAAGAAGUUCUUUAAUGAAGCCAAAAAUCAAAGCAUCGACGCAUGGUGCAACAAAAACAGGGAAGGAGCACCUGUUGAUAUUCAACGCGACAUCAACUUAUUUAUUGCUAGAUACUCUGCAGACCUGGAUGUUGUUAUAACGUGUGAUGGGUGUCAGGAGCAAAUACAAGGACGGCGCCAUCGUUGUCUGAACUGUAUAGAUAUGGACUUGUGUUCUAAAUGCUAUAAUUCAAAUGCUAAACCAGAUAAUCACACAGAACAACACCAAGUAAUCGAUCUCAGGUAUAACUGUGAUGGAUGUCGAGCUUUUAUUAUCGAAACACAUAUACAUUGUAAUGAAUGCCACGACUUUGACCUCUGUCUUGGAUGCUACCGCAGCAACACAUUUCCUGCAUGUCACAAUGCUAGCCAUACAGUUACAAGAUCACGUCUUAUACCGCGAGGUUCAUUUCCACUAAAACCAUCCCGUGGUACAGCCUUCCAAACAUACAUUCACUAUCACAGCUGGAUGCAGUUUUGUGCUUUGGCAUUAUCUCUUUCUGAAACCAUACAAAAUAGAAAAUCCAAAGAUGGCGAGCAAGAAUAUAUCAAAGAAGCAGGACAAUUGCUUUUGGACUGCAUGGAAAAGCUGGUGUCGUGUCUUUUGCAACCUCUGACAGAUCAGCUUGCUUCAGACACAAACACCACAAAGGUGGUAAACUCCAAGGUUAAAUUUGAGGACAUAGAACAAGUGAUUCGUGUUUCUGAGCUUGAUACUAAUUGUGAAGAAAACAAAGAAACAGUGUUAAACUUUCCAUCUGUUGAUGAAACACUUGCUCCUCCCGAGACGCAAAUAUCAGAACCUACUCUUGCUAAAGACGAUUCGUAUUUUGAUUUAAACUCUGAAGGUGCACAAAAGGAUGAAGAUGCAAACAAUAUAACCUCGUUGCCGGAUCUGGAAGAAGACAAUGCUGACGAAGUUGCGAAAACAGAAAGUGACAGAACUGAUUCAGUUAAGGACACCAUUGCUAGUGGUGCUGAAGACACCAAAAACUUGGAUGAUAAAUUGCUGAAUGAAGCUACUAAAAGCAAUGAAGAGCAAUCUGGUAAUGAUAUCCUAGAUUCAGCCAAUCCUGAUCCAACUAAAACAGGAAGUAGCAAUGACGAUGCCGAAAAAGUCGAGGAAACUGUUGAUGUUACAACUACCCCUCCCGGCACUGGUGUGUUGUUGCCUAUCUCAUCCUUAAUAUGGGCCGACUCUGUCACACUUGCGCCAGGAUAUGUAGAACAUCCUGAGGCUGUGAUAACUAAACCUGCAGAUGAUAAUAAAGAUGACAUGGAAGAAGACAAUGAAACGAAAGAAAAGGAGGAGACGGCUGAAGCUGCUAAGGAAGAAAAAAUAUCAUCAUUGCAGGAGAAGAUAUUAUCGCUAAUAGGUGCAAUCAUUCCUGUCAAUAAAUAUUCAACUGUUUUCCCAAGUAGUGUGGACUUCAAUUCUUUUGUGUCACAGAGACUCUUGCCUGUGUUGUUUACUAUCAUUCGAGACAAGGAAGCACCGCAAAAACUACGAAUGAUCACUUUAGGUGUAUUGUCAAAGGUGUUGCAUUGUUUUGGUCCAAAGAUAGCAGAUGAAGCCAUCCUGUUGCUAACUGAACAUAAAGAAGCUAAGGAAGACACGCGUUUAGGGUCUGUUAGUGCGAAAUUCCUGUUCGACCUUGGAGCAGAAUGCUUAAGAAAUGCUGAUUUGGACACUGCUUCUGGUGUGGAAAGUGUUUUGAAAUGUUUUUGGGGAGAUGAGACAUGGAGAAAAAGCGUAGCUGAACACGCAACAAAAAUGCUACAGUUUGCCAAAGACAGCCAGGAUCCAUCUUUAUCAUCGUUGUUUUCGUUGAUGUUUCUUGCUGGAUUUCCCGACAUUUUUCGUGUUGGUUUAACGACUGUUGUUAAGGAGAUUGGACACGAAACGAAGAACGUUGUCGUCCUUAAUUCUGCUGUCGAUGAUACGAAAAUUUCUGUGGUGAACUUUAAGAAUCGAAAGAUGUUUACAGUGAAAGAAUCUUUUAUCGAAGCAAAUGUUAGUUGUCAUAACCUCUACGAUGGAGAUCGAUUAUCCCUCCUCCUGGACAUUGUUAGGAACAACAUGUGUGCUAACAAAGAAACCAAUAUAUCGCUAGAGCGUUUGUGGGUGCUUGGUUUGGCUUGCAAGGCUCUCCUCAACAUUUUAAAGGCUGGCGUGGAUCAAGAAGGUAUGGAGAAGAUUGUAAAGAGUGGCGUACUACCAUCAGUGGCUAAUCUAGGUUGUCAGGGGACUGGGUUUAGUAAACACUGGCUGUUACGUGAUUUAGAGAUUUUGAGUUGGAAGCUGUAUAAAGCAGAAGGUACUCCCCAUGACGUCGGAGAAGAAGUGAAAGAUGCGCCCAAUGAAAACAAAGAUGUGUCUAUUGCGCAGCAGAAACCGGCUGAUGUUGUGCCGAAGUCACCACUGGAUGGACUGGACGAAGAAACUAAACUCUGCAUGGAAACAAUUCAUGACGCUUUAAAGUGUCCCUACCCUAUACUACGGGCGAUAUACGAACACAAUGGUCAGGACAGAGAGAAACUCUUAGAAGAAGUCCAAAGAAGUUUUGAUGGAACGGCUGGUUGUAUUAUUCGAGCAUCCAAUGAGAUAAGAGAGCUGGCAAAGAAAUGGGAAAAGAAAGAAGAUGAUGCAGAAUCCGAAGCUUUCCCAGCGGUCGAUUCAUCCAUCGAUGUGGGUAUUCUAAAGUUUCAGCCACAAAAAAUCGAAUUUAAAGAACUGCAAGCCAAACCAGAAGGUGGAGAUAACCCUAACAAGUUAAUUUCAUCACUGACUGAGGAGGAAAUCAAUGAGACCAUGUCCCGACAAAAGAGAAUGAAGUCGAGCGAACUUUUAAAGAAAGAAAUGGAACUUACACAGAGAGAGAAUCCACGACAGUUUGCGGAGAAGGUUAGUUAUGCCGUUGCUGUUGGUUACAGCCGUCACUUGAUCGGGUGGCUAUUUGCACGAUGGAGAGAAUCGGACGAUAUAAUGAGUGCCAUGUUGAAAGAUAUGGAACCUCAAAACAUCGUUGGAUUGUUGGAUCUUAUACAGAGUGUGGAAAGUAAAGAACACUUCCAAAAGGUGGUGUUCAACUUCAUCCGUUCUUGCAAUAUCCCACUUGCUCUAUCUGCUGUUCAAUGUAUGAGCGAAGUUCGUCUCGCGACUGAAACUAGAGAAUCAGACCACAAGUACAAAAACAAUGCUAAAAUAGAGGACAAGGUCCAUAUCCCUGGUGCGACAAGCUUAUUUAUUCGCUUUGAUGAUAGGUGUUCUACAGAAUAUAGUUGCGAUGAGCUUGUCUUGUCGUCGUCACCAAACUAUCUACAAAAUAGACGUGUUUUCAGUGGAGCAACAGACUGGCAAGAUUUUGAAAUGCCAGGAGAUACAGUAUUCUAUCGAUUUACGUCAGACAGUAGCAACAAUGACUGGGGAUGGAAAUUUACUGUGACCGGUGGCCAGUUGGGCAGGUUUGAAACUGGUUGUAGCAUACUCAGCGCGUUACUUGCUCAAGACCUUCAAUUUGCUAGGCGCUUACCCUUGAAACAACUGUGGUCAUGGUUGAUCGUUGUAGCAUGCAAUCAAGUUGGUCAGCAGCGUUUAAUGGCUACUGGUUUGUUGCUAAGGAUAUUACAAAUUUCUUCGGGAGACCCACUCUUAUCAGGAGACGAUGCAGAACCGAGUCCAGAGAAGAACAGGCCUAGCCUUAGUCUACUUCGACCUUUAUGGACGCUGUACACAAAUUCAGUUGACUCUGACACUGGCACAAGCUUAGCUCUAAUAUCUCCAGUCAUUCGAGGGCUAUCUGAAUUGUUCUUGGUUGUCGAGAAUGUUGCACAGGAUUGGGGAGAAGCAGACGAUUUGGUUGCAGGUUUGGCUGCAGACAUUAAACUGAGAAAAUGCUUUUCCAAGGUUGUCAGAUCAAUUGCAGCGAUUGGAGUUGCUAUCAAUUUGCCCAACAAAGCGCUGGAGAUGUUACAAAACGCUAAAGAUAUGCCCCCUCCACCUCCCAGUGCUAAGAAGGUCACUGCAUCAAAACAAAAUAAGAGACAUAUGUCAACUAUUCAACUGCGUAUCACUGGCGACGAAGGAAGUGAGGACGAUUCUGACGAGGAUAUGCUUUUAGACGACGAUACGACACAAGAUGAAGACGAUGAUGACGACGGCGAUUCAGAUUCUAGCUCUGAUCUCUCCCAUCCUGAGGGUCCCCCAUAGUUUGUUGUUAUGUUAUAAAUAUUAUUAAAUCUUUCCUUGUGAGCGUCUCCCGCAGAAACUAGGGAUGCCUUGGAGCGUUCUAAAGUUUAGAAUGAGCUAUGUAUCCCUUUGAUGCUCUGUGCAACUCACUGAUUUUGAAAAUUACAAGCCAUUUCUUAGCGCUUUUAUUAAAUAAGGUCCAUGAUGUGACCUUCGUUAAAACGUUCUGCUGAUGCAAAAGAAAAAAUUGUAACCUAAAGGUAUGAAUCAAAUUUUAAGCAAUAAUUUUAGAAAAAUAAAUUCUUCAAAUUUCGCAGUGGAAAAUAAAAUUAGCAGAACAACAAGUAAAUCUUUACAACUUUCCUUUCCUCAGAAAGAAAAAAAAACUUCGGCGUUCACCAAAAUAAAUUCUGAUUUUUUAUGACCUUGGGACGGUAAAAAAAUUAAAAUAACACCCAUAGGGUAAAUUCUGAUUCGGACUUUCUUUAUUUAAAGACACCCUAAAGGCGUAACCUAAAAGUUUGUUUGUUUUUUCAGUAUUUUUUGUUAGUCUUAAAGUGAAGAAAUUUUAGUUGUUAAAUGUGUUUUUGUGAAGAAAUUUUUAUACUCCAUCGUUAUAGCAA